This is a messenger RNA of Westerdykella ornata, 853 nucleotides long. RefSeq lists its product as uncharacterized. NCBI's taxonomy places the organism in Eukaryota, Fungi, Ascomycota, Dothideomycetes, Pleosporales, Sporormiaceae. The record is from RefSeq and is a predicted model, not a curated record. Bases 101 to 562 code for a protein of 153 amino acids. The transcript is spliced from 3 exons.
ACUUCCAAAGUGCAACAAGAUCUACGGCGCGCAACAUGGUCGUCGCAUCCUUGGGCAUUGACACCGGGAUCCACUUUUCCAUCCCGAUGCAUCGUGGCGUAUGUUGUACAUGUUUGCGUGCGACCUGCAGCGGACAAAUUCUCAAGUUCGUCGUCCCUUGUGGGACAGUGGCGGGCACGACGUUGCACCCCACCCUGUGCCAUUCGAAUCGAGACACCGUCGAGGGCCGCACAUGGCGCUCUUGGUGGAACUGAGGCUUGUAGUCCUGGGGGUCCGGUUGCGGACAGGAAAAGAUAUGGUGAUUACAACUCACCCGCACUGGCUCCAAGAAGGGGCUAAGUUGAGACGGCUUGUUCAUUGGGGAUGUCUACAACCAUGGAACGACUACGCCGGUCAAGUUUCUGACCUCGAAGUCGCCAUUUCACGGAAGCCAGGGAAAGGAGAUUCGUCCCAUCUGGCCGCAUCCCUUCUCGAGUACCUCUCCUCCACCUCCCUCCAAAAAUACCUCACCCUGCAGUGCUCCGCGGGGAACCGCGAAACCCUUCUCGGUCCAGCUCUCUGAAACAAUGACCUGUGUGUUCCAACCACUUCAGCGGUCCUGAUUCCGGCCCAUAGAGGAGUCCCCCUCCCAGGAUGCCGGGAAGCAACAGAUGCCGUAGCACUGCCUGCUGCCGAUCGAACCAUGCUCGCCACUACGACCAACAGCAUGGAGUCACGAAGAUGGACGGGUAGGCAAGCGACAGGGACCAACUGGUUUGACGACAUACGCAGUGUGCCUAUGUCCCUUGAAGUUGCACCGUGGCUGGACCCGGCAUAUUCCCCGCUCGAGGAGGUGGUUUUCCGUAAACAUUCC